AUGCUUUCCCCUCACGUUUCAUCCUGUCUGAUAUUCCCCUUUCUCGUAGCCGUUUCUCCUUCUGUGCUCCCUGAGCGGCGGCGCACACCACCUGUUCGACGGAACACCGCUCCAGAGCUAGAAGCUUCGUCCAUGGCGAGCGGGGUGGAUCGCAUCAGCGCCCUCCCGGAUGACGUCCUCCACCAAGUGCUCCACUUCCUGCCGUCUCAAGAGGUGGUGCGGACAUGCGUGCUCGCCCGGCGCUGGCUCGGCGUCUGGAGGUUCAUGCCCGCCUUCCGCUUCAACGGCGCCAAGGGGUGGGGCAGCGCCGACAGGUUCGCCCAGUUCGUGGACCACCUCCUUCACCUCAGAUUCGGGGGCGACGGCGGCAGAUGCGCGCCUCUGGAUUCCUGCGAUUUCGACUUCGAUUCCGACGGGUUCAUGCGAUUGCCCGCUAACGAGCAGCAUGCGAGCAACUGGAUCUGGAAAGUCGUGCCCAAUGUACGGAUGCUCCGGCUUCGCGUGGUCGAGUUUGGGCAGGAACCCUCGCCACUAUCUGAUCUGCAUCUCGUUUCCCAGCACCUCACCAAGUUAGAGCUUGUUGGUGUCGGUGUGAAAGACAGCGUUGUUGAUUUUUCAGGCUGUCCGGCACUGGUGGAGCUGAGUAUGGAUGUUUGUGAUGUUUUUGUCAAACAGCUGUUGUCUCCAUCCUUGAAGCAUCUGCGCAUUACCCGCUGUUAUACCUCUGAGUACACUCGCAUCCUUAUUUCUGUACCCAGUCUCGUUUCGCUUGAGUUGAUCGAAUGCCGCCAAGGAAGGGUUCCAUUGCUUGAAAGCUUGCCGCGGUUAGCGAGAGCUGUUGUUGUGCUUACCGAUGAUUGUAGUGAUCGAUGCUCGAAGGGUCGAUUUGAUAAUUGUGGUGCUGAUAUCUGUGAAGAUUGUUGGUGGUAUUAUGGGGAUCCUGAAUAUGGGCCUAUAUAUGACCGCAAUAACAGCAUCUUCCUCAAAGGUUUAUCUGAAGCUACGGACUUGGAGUUGUCGUCUGAUUCUGAGUUGAUUCUUUUCGAUAGGGAUUUGAAGUGGUGCCCUACAUUUACCAAGUUGAAGACUUUGUUACUCAAUGAUUGGUGUUUGGCUGCCGACCACAAUGCACUGAUUUGUUUUCUCCAACACUCGCCGAUUUUGGAAAAGCUUACUCUUCAACUUUUUAAGGGACCUUCAUAUGUGACUGAAACAGAAGGAAUGUACAAACCAUUGGGACUGUCAGUUGCAUCCAACUGUCUUACAACCGUUGAAAUCAGAUGUGCAAAUGUUGAUAGUAAGGUUCACAGACUUUUGAAGAUACUGACUACCUACGGUAUACGCCUUGAGCAAAUUAGGGUCCAACAAACUAGCAAAAUUUCUGCACCUGGAUGUUUCCAUUUUGUUUGCAGUAGUUUCAGCUAA
Triticum turgidum subsp. durum (durum wheat) is the source of this 1425-nucleotide messenger RNA. NCBI's taxonomy places the organism in Eukaryota, Viridiplantae, Streptophyta, Magnoliopsida, Poales, Poaceae. The record is from the annotation of a GenBank genome assembly.